AUGUCUCAAGUGGAGCGCGAUGAAGAUGAUGAAAUUGCAUGGCUCGAGUACCAGCUCUCGCGGUCAAAGAACCAGAAAGAGGGAGACGAUGUGGAUGAUCUAUUGGACGACUUGGACCAGUUUUAUUCAGAGCAGCCUGAUGACGCGGAGGGAGCGCUGGGCGAGGAAGCGGAAGAGGCUUCUGACGACGAUCAGGAGAUGAUGGACGAGGAAAGCUGGGACGAGGCACUCGACGACUUGGAAGCGGGUACCAUGGACGACGAUGACGACGCACUCGAGGAAGAAACCGAGUUGGACUCGGACGUGGAUGACGAGGAUGACGACGACGACGAGGAUAAAGACGUUGCUGUCGAGGAGCCACAGUCCUCAAGCCACGUUGCACCUCCUGAUCACGGCGCAUCAUCAGCACCUCAGGCCGUGCCACCCGAGUCGAGUGGCAGCCGAUAUGUGCCGCCGGCACUACGGCAAGCUGAAUCUAGUGCGAAUGUUUCACAGCAAAAGUUGCAGCGUCAUAUUAAUGGCCAGCUGAACCGUCUGGGUGAAGGCAAUGUCGACUCUAUUGUGUCGGAGCUCGAUGCACUCUACCGGUCCUAUGCGCGUGGCGAUGUUACGUCGGCGAUUGCGCGCCUCAUCCUCGAUACCAUCUCGGCCGGCACGAACUUAAGUGAGACGGUGAUUGUGUUGUAUGCGACACUCCUAGCUGCGCUGCACCGGCUGGUGGGUCCUGAGUUUGGUGCAUACGUUUUACAGGACGUGGUGACCCGCUUUCUCCAAGCCUAUGGCGCCUGGAUUGCACAGGCAAUGACGAGCGCAGCGGACGACGACGCCCAAGGCGCUCGCAGCCGUGUAUGUGUAAACCUUGCGACGCUUCUAGCGCAUCUUUUCAAUCUGCGGAUGCUGUCCGCAGGCAUUUUGCUCGACUGGGUUCGUCUGUGGCUCGGUCAGGGAUUCACCGCACUUGUGCCAGGUGUCCAAGGGCCCAAACCUAUUACAGAGCUGGACAUUGAGCUGAUUCUGCGUCUCGUGCAAGGCAGUGGCGCGCAACUACGCCGCAUGGAUGCUGACUCGCUCAAGGCCAUUGUCGAUGUCACCAAGCAAAGUCUCGACGAGGCGGCCGGCGACUCGCCUGUGGCGCACUCGAGUCGCGCGCGAUUCAUGCUCGAGGCGCUCGUGCACCUGCGGCAGAAGGGCAAGCAACUCACGCGCGAUCUGUCAGCGACCACCGAGCGGGUGCAGAAGAUGAACAAGUACCUGUCCUCGAUGGAGAAGCGGCACACGCUGCGCACCCAGUCUGCGUUGCAGGUCGGCCUGCACGAUCUUGAGGCAGCUGGACACCGCGGGCGCUGGUGGCUAGUAGGCGCGGCGUGGGCGGGGCACGAGGCGCCGGCGCCCAGCGCGGCGCCUGCGCCUGAGACGCCUGCUGCGCCCGAGGCCUCAUCGGACGACGAUGACAUUGACAUGCCGCAGCUGGCCCGCACGCAAGGCAUGAACACAGAUGCGCGACGCAUGAUCUUUUCCGCGCUCAUGUCGAGUUUGGACUACCAGGAUGCUGUGCGCAGUGUCAUGCAGCUCAAACUCAGCGACGUGCAGCGCCGCGAAGUCAUCCGCGUCCUCAUCCACUGUCUUGCGAACGAGCCCACCUUCAAUCCGUACUACGUGCUGAUCGGGCAGCAGCUCGCGCAAGAGCACCCGGGCAUGCGUGUCACGCUGCAGUAUGUGCUAUGGGAUUAUUUCCGCGACUUGGGCGAGUCGCGCGUGGGCGGCGCGCAUGUGGUGCAGGACGAGGAGAGCGACGUCGAUGAGUCGCUGGUCGACGAUCCCGUGCGCCUGCGCAAGCUCGUGCACCUCGCGCGUGCGUACGGCUACUGGGUGGCCACGGACAGUCUGAGCCUGAGCGUGCUCAAGCCCGUUGACUUUACGACGCUGCAUGGCCCCGCGACACUGUUUCUGCAGCACCUGCUCCUGCAGCUGCUCCUCGUUACGCAGACGCAGGCGCCGAUGCUCACGCCGCGCCUGCGCAUGCGCCUGGUGCGAGCGCCCGCUCCGCGCGACCGCGAGCGCCUCGAGCGUCUCGUGGUCAAGGGCACCAUGGGCCACCCUGGCCUCGCGCAAGGCCUGCUUGUCUUCUUGCGCCUGCACAUGGCGGACGCCCAGCUGGAGCGCCUGCUCGGCGGCGAAGACGCCGCGGUGCUCACGCGACUCGUGUGGGCGGUGCGCACGGCCACGGAGACACUGAGUGUAGGCGCUACGGCGGGUGUGUAG
Malassezia sympodialis ATCC 42132 is the source of this 2262-nucleotide messenger RNA. RefSeq names its product CWC22 family protein. NCBI's taxonomy places the organism in Eukaryota, Fungi, Basidiomycota, Malasseziomycetes, Malasseziales, Malasseziaceae. Gene Ontology annotation, cellular component: nucleolus. Gene Ontology annotation, biological process: ribosomal small subunit biogenesis. The record is from RefSeq and is a predicted model, not a curated record. Gene Ontology annotation, molecular function: RNA binding; protein binding.